AUGACCACCACAAUAGUCCAUGACACUUCAGAGGCUGUGUGCCUGUCUGCCGACUACAACCUGUACCUCAAACCCAUCGCCAAAAUGACCAUCAGUGUCGCUCUGCCUCAACUCAAGCUGCCGGGGAAGAGCAUCUCCAACUGGGAGGUGAUGGAGCGAGUGAAGUCCAUGGUCGCCCCAGAGCAGUUCUCUGUCCUCCGGAUUUCUAAGAGUACCAUGGACUUUAUCCGGUUUGAAGGAGAAGUGGAAAACAAGACUGUAGUGAAGAACCUCCUAACGCGCCUGGACGGAAAGACGAUCAAGCUGAGUGGAUUCACUGACGUUUUGAAGGUCCGUGCCGUGGAAAACAAAGUGGACUGUCCAACACGUCACGACUGGGACUCGUUUUUCCGGGACGCCAAAGACAUGAAUGAAGCACUACCAGGAGAGCGGCCCGACACCAUCCACCUGGAGGGACUGCCCGGUCGCUGGUUCAGCCAAAAGGAUAGUCCGCACCCUGACCGGCCAUCUGAGGACGUGCUCAUAGCUGUGUUUGAGACUUUUGGAAAGAUACGGAAAGUGGACAUCCCCAUGCUGGACCCCUACAGAGAGGACAUGUUGGAUAAAAACUUUAACACGUUCAGUUUCGGAGGGCACCUGAACUUUGAGGCAUAUAUCCAGUUUGUGGAGUACGGCGGUUUCACCAAAGCCAUGGACACUCUACGGAGCAUGAAGCUAAUGCUGAAGGGCGACGAUGGCAAAGCUGUGGCCUGUAACAUUAAGGUGAGUUUUGACACCAGCAAGCACCUGAGUGAUGCAGCAGUGAAAAAGAGGAACCUGGAAAGGCUGAAGUUACAGGAGCUGGAGAAACGGAGAGAGGAGCAGAAACGAAAGGAGAAGGAAGAGGAGGAGCGGAGGAAAGAACAGGAUAGAAAACAGAAGGAGCAGGAGGAAGAGGAGAAGGAGAGGAGAAAGGAGGAGCGGCUGCGCAAACGUGAGCAGAAGCUGAAGGAGAGAGAGGAGCGAAAGAACAUGCGGAAAUUCAAGAAACGGCAGGAGGAGGAGCAGAAGAAACUCCAGAUGAAGAUUGCCAUGGAGGAGCGGAGGCUGCUGCUCGCUCAGAGAAACCUGGAGUCCAUCCGGCUGAUCGCUGAGCUGCUGUCCAGAGCAAAGGCUCAGCAGCAGCAGCAGCUGGAGAAGGAGCGUGCAGCGCAGGAGGAGCUGCAGCGGCAACAGGAAGUGCGGCAGAGGGAGGAGCAGGUGCGGCUGCAGCAGCUGGAGGCCUGCAGGCGGAGGCAGCAGGAGGAGCUCCGCAGGGUGGAGGUGGAGAAGGAGCGAGCACUGGAGCUGCAGCGACGAGAGAAGGAGCUGAGGGAGAAGCUGCUGUGUAACCUGCUGAAGAAAAGCAGCGGCAAAAAGACUCCGGAUGUCCAGGAGCCAGAGGGCCUGGAGCCCAACGGAGCCCAGGACAUACUCCUGGGGGUCCUGAGCAGAGUGAACGGCGUGAAGUCGGAGCAGGCUGUUGUCGUACCGAAUGUGGCGGUGAAGAAAAGCCGGGAGGGCGCUAGCGGAGAUCACUACAAAACUGACUCAUCACGGAGCAGAUCCAGCAAAGAGAACACCAAAGCUCCAGAGCACCGCAGAACAAGCCCUGACAACACAGGCAGGAGGAGGAGGAGCCAGAGUCGCCACGGCAGCAGCGGCAGGAGGAGGAGUCCCAGUCGAGGCGGCAGCAGCAGGAGGAGAAGGAGCCACAGUCAUCACGGUAGCAGCAGCAGGAGGAGAAGUUCCAGUCGCCACAGAAGCAGCAGAAGGCGGAGCAGACACAGCAGCAGUUCCAGUUCCCGCAGCAGGAGCAGCAGUGGGGGGCGGGGCUACCGGCGCAGGUCUCGAAGCUCCUCCCACAGGCACAGAAGGGGCAGCAGCAGGAGCCAUGACCGAGGGCUUCACUCUGGUUUGGACGGUGCUCAUGAACAACCAGGGAAGACAUGGCUGAAGACCAGGAGAGACAAGCUGAUGCUCCCCAGACUUCAGAAGCAUACCCCAGAAAAAUACUGCAGUACAUGGAAGGGUUUCUCAUCUCCAAGGCUUGUUCUUGGUUUACAUACAGGCAUAUACAGCAGUAACUUUCUGGAGACGGUGUUCACAGCCUGUGAACUGGGAGUGUUUGACGCGCUGCAUGAGGCGCAGCGCCCCCUGUCGGCGGCACAGCUCUCUGCAGCGCUGGGGACCAGUCUGGACGGGAUGGAGAGGCUGUUAUCUGCGUGCACAGGGCUGGAGCUGCUCAGAGCUCACCAGGGAACUGAAGCGGUGUCGUACAGUAACAGCGACGAGGCCAGCGUUUACCUGACACACUCGAGUCCAGUGUCUCUAUAUCACUCCAUUCAGUACAGCUCCAAAACCAUCUACUUGUGCUGGCACCACCUCACCGACGCCAUCAGAGAGGGAAGAAACCAAUACGAAAAGGCUUUUGGAGUCAACUCGAAAGAUUUGUUUCAGGCUCUCUACAGGUCUGACGAGGAGAUGGUCAAGUUUAUGCAGUUAAUGAACUCUAUUUGGAACAUCUGCGGCCGAGACGUCGUCACUGCCUUCGACCUAUCGCCUUUUAAGGACAUCUGUGACCUCGGAGGCUGCAGCGGCGCAUUAGCCAAGCACUGCACGUCUGCCUACCCACAAUGCACUGUGACCAUCUUUGACCUGCCCAAGGUGGUGCGCACGUCAAGGGAACACUUUGUCACCGGUGCCCACAGCAGAAUAGGUUUCCAUGAAGGUGAUUUCUUCAGUGACCCCAUUCCCAAAGCCGACCUCUACAUCCUGGCCAGAAUCCUUCAUGACUGGAGCGACCAGUGCUGCGUGGAGCUCCUGUCCCGAGUGUACGAGGCCUGUAAUCCAGGUGGUGCUGUGCUGGUGGUGGAGGCCCUGCUCUUUGAGGACGGCUCCGGGCCCCUCACGGCUCAGCUCUACUCCCUGAACAUGCUGGUGCAGACGGAGGGCAGAGAGCGGACGGCAGCCCAGUACACGGCUCUGCUCUCGGCCGCCGGCUUCACUCAUGUGCAACACCGCUUCACACAGAAGACCUAUGACGCCGUGCUGGGACGCAAAGAGACAGGGAGAUGA
Knipowitschia caucasica is the source of this 3096-nucleotide messenger RNA. Lineage: Eukaryota; Metazoa; Chordata; Actinopteri; Gobiiformes; Gobiidae. The record is from the annotation of a GenBank genome assembly.